Messenger RNA from Gymnodraco acuticeps, 6398 nucleotides. RefSeq names its product protein kinase C, alpha, a (gene prkcaa). The record is from RefSeq and is a predicted model, not a curated record. Lineage: Eukaryota; Metazoa; Chordata; Actinopteri; Perciformes; Bathydraconidae. Gene Ontology annotation, molecular function: zinc ion binding; diacylglycerol-dependent serine/threonine kinase activity; ATP binding. Gene Ontology annotation, biological process: protein phosphorylation.
CAGUGGAGCAGCCAGCGGACCGACAGGCAGGGAAAGCCCUCAGACAGUGAGUACAGUGUCUCCGGUGAACACCGCCGCUCCGCUCUCUGCUGGCUCCACACCGAGGGCUGCUGCUCUAAACGGACUGAAAAACGCUGAAAGACAGCAAGACAAAGCUGAACCAUUGAUUUGUUUGUAAGGGGGGGACAUGGCUGAUGUAAGUUCUAACGAGUCGUCCACCGGGGAAGUGGCCAAUAGGUUUGCUCGCAAAGGUGCUUUGAGGCAAAAAAACGUCCACGAAGUGAAGAACCACAAAUUCAUAGCCCGGUUCUUCAAGCAGCCGACUUUCUGCAGCCACUGCACCGACUUCAUCUGGGGGUUCGGAAAACAAGGAUUCCAGUGCCAAGUUUGCUGCUUUGUGGUCCACAAGAGGUGCCAUGAAUUAGUCACAUUCAGCUGCCCUGGGGCAGAUAAGGGGCCCGAUACAGACGAUCCCAGAACGAAGCACAAGUUCAAGAUCCACACCUAUGGGAGCCCCACCUUCUGUGACCACUGUGGCUCCCUGCUCUAUGGCCUUAUCCACCAGGGCAUGAAGUGUGACUCCUGCGAUAUGAAUGUCCAUAAUCAGUGUGUGAUGAACGUGCCCAGCAUGUGUGGAACCGAUCACACCGAAAGGAGGGGCCGUCUGUUCCUCAAGUGUGAGGUCACUGACGACAAGCUGCAGGUCACAGAAAGCCAAGCUAGGCCCAGGUAAGAAGAUGAUCAGCCAGACGGACGACGGCCGCUCCAGCCCACAGCCUUUCACCAGCAUGAACCAGGUCAAACUUAGCGACUUCUCCUUCCUGGCUGUGCUCGGGAAAGGGAGCUUCGGCAAGGUCAUGCUGGCAGAAAUGAAGGGCACUGAAGAGCUGUUCGCAAUAAAGAUCCUGAAGAAGGACGUGGUGAUUCAGGACGAUGAUGUUGAAUGUACCAUGGUGGAGAAGAGAGUCCUGGCCCAGCAGGACAAGCCACCCUUCCUCACCCACCUCCACUCGUGCUUCCAGACUGUGGACCGUCUGUACUUUGUCAUGGAGUAUGUGACCGGAGGAGACCUCAUGUACCAUAUCCAACAAGUGGGCAAGUUCAAGGAACCUCAGGCAGUGUUCUAUGCAGCUGAGAUUGCUGCUGGUCUCUUCUUCCUGCAUCUUAAAGGAGUCAUCUACAGAGAUCUGAAGUUGGACAAUGUGAUGCUGGACUCUGAGGGACACAUUAAAAUUGCUGACUUUGGCAUGUGUAAAGAGAACAUGUCAGAAGGAGUGACCACACGCACCUUCUGCGGGACUCCAGACUACAUUGCUCCAGAGAUCAUUGCAUAUCAGCCAUAUGGACGCUCUGUAGACUGGUGGGCUUAUGGAGUCCUGCUCUACGAAAUGCUGGCAGGACAGCCACCGUUUGAUGGCGAGGAUGAAGAUGAGUUGUUCCAGUCCAUUAUGGAGCACAACGUGUCCUACCCCAAGUCUAUGUCCAAAGAAGCUGUCUCCAUCUGCAAAGGACUGAUGACCAAGCACCCAUCCAAGCGUUUGGGCUGCAGCACUGAAGGAGAGAGAGACAUCAGAGAGCACGCCUUCUUCCGUCGCAUCGACUGGGAGCGCCUGGAGAACAGGGAGAUUCAGCCGCCCUUCAAGCCAAAAUCGUGUGGCAAAGGAGCAGAGAACUUUGACAAGUUCUUCACACGCACCCAGCCCCAGCUCACACCUCCAGAUGAGCUGGUCAUCGCCAACAUCGACCAGGCCGAGUUUUCUGGGUUCUCUUUCAUCAACCCGCAGUUUGUGCAACCGGUGGUCAUUAACAGCAUAUGAGAAGGAAGGGGAGACCUCCCUGAAGAACUUCCAUGCUCACUGCCACCUACUUAAAGCAACUGCCAAUAUACCGUCUGACCACAACUUGAUCAAGGCCCUCUGUAAUCCUUUAUGUAUUACUUUUAUUUUAAGCAUCACUCUGGGGCAUGCAUUUUUUGUUCUCUACAAUGUAUAUGCCAGUAUAGAUUAGAUUGGUUCUGAGCCAUCAAAAUAAUGUAUUUACUUCAGGUUAGUGAUGAGCAUGUACUGUAGACAAGGGGGUCUUUCUCUACAGCUGCAAUCUGUAUUGAAGGUUACCCAAUCAGGAGACAGAAGAGUGUCUGGCUUAAUUUAUCUCUGCCAGUAUAUGAUGACAUUUAAAGAUGAAAUUAGACGUGGGUUAAAAUAGGAUUAGAUGGCAUUUAAGGCAUGGAUUCUUUACUGGACUUAUUCUGGAAAAGGUUAGAUGCUUACAAACAUCAAUAGAUAACAUUAUGGUCUACAGAUCUAGUUGCUUGGUCACGAUUUACUUCCAUAAGGAUAACUAUCACAAUAUAGAUACAAUGUAAUGACCCGAAAUACACUCACAUGGGGCAGUGCAGACACUAUAGCCAAAUAUGAAGGACAGGUGGAGCAGGCGUUGAAACAGCUCCUCGAGAUUCAAUGUUUCCUGUAUCGUGUUUACAGUUUUCUUCCCUUUUGAUUUCCUUGUGAUAGUAUACAUUUAUAUUUGACUACAAUUAGAUUUUUAGUGUGCGUAGCAAAGAAUCCACUAAAGAAUGAACAGUUGCGUAAUUAGAUAAUAUGCAGCCUGUAAAAUAAUCAAUUAUGUCAGACACAUAGGUAUGAAAGUGUGACAGGCUUUGUUUUCAUUCUUAAUCUUCUUAGCUUAACCUCAUUUUACCUGCUUUUUAAAAUGACUAAUGAAUCGUUUUGCCCUGACCGUAGCUGCAAAUUGUAUACUUGCAUUGUCAAUAAUUCUGUGGACACUAUGUGGACAGACAAUAAUCUGGUUAGUUUGCGGGUAGCGGUAGAAAGUUAAUAUACCUUGGGUAAAAAAACCUGAAACGUUUACAGUUUGUCAAGAUUUAACACAGUGUUAACCACUGUCUCUAUCCCAUAUCUACAAAGCCCCCCCCCCCAUUGGUCUUAAAUGUCCCAACAUUUUGCUAAACUGUUAUUUGUUUGUAGAACAUAACAUAUCAUUGUGUGCUACCCAUCUAAUGUUAUAUCGCAUACAGUCUCAUGCUUCCAAGCAUAGAUAAAACACAUGGUUAGUUUUCGAUACAGAAGAUGCAAAUCUAUUGGAGCAUUUCCUCUGACACUGCUUUGUCGUCCUAAGAACAGACACAAUCUUCAUUUGGAGAUUGUCAGCAUAAUCGUGUUUAGAUAAAUCCAUUUGUUGCAUCCCUUUUAUUAUCAUUUAUGUAUUCAAAAAUGUAAUGUACUUUACUCUCCUCUUCUUUUGUGGUCUCAGACAUAUUUUCCCAUUAGAUCAGAUUACAAUCUGUAUAGUAUCAUUGCAUAACCCCUUUGUAAAUAAUCAUUAGUUAUUCAAAAGAGUAUAGAGAGUUACAAUUUUUUAUACCAACACCCGAAUGUGCUUUUAUUACAUUAAUUAUAUAUACCAAUAUUUGUAUAUCUAAAGAAAAAGUAACCCAGUACAGAUCAACUUUGUAACAGCUGGAUGUCUUUAAAAGAGUCCAGAUUUAACAAGUUGUGUAAUAGAUCGGUUCUACUUGUUUUUUCCAGAUUAAUCAAAACGUUAAUUUUAUUUAUUCAUAUUCAAUGGUUUCGACUGCAGAUUGUCUGUUUGUUGGAAGCGUGUCUGGCCGUUGACUGUCCUUCUGUAUCUGCAUGCUCUUAGUAGGCAUUAUUCACGCACGUUAUCCGCUAGACGCAUGCUACGAAGUAUAAAACAUCUACGAGUUACAGAACAACCCCAAAGUAAUGCUCCACUCAAAACCUUUAGAGGUAAGAGUCUCCAACUGAACUCUCAAAAGAUUGCAAACAGUUAAACCUAUGGGAGGUGAAUCGUUAAUACACAAAAGAUAGAUUUUAGGUGAAGUAACACUGGUUGCAAAGCUACAGAUUGGCAAAUGUGGUCAAUACAAAAGCCACAGUCAGGUACCUUAAGAGUGCUGAUCUUAGACCAGCCAGAAUUAUGAACAGGUGAUUGCCGUAGUUUGUAACUUCACGCGUCAAGUUUAAAUAACACAUUCUUGCAACAUUUACAGUGAUUUUGCCAAAAAUAAUACAGAUCUCCAGUGAAGAGGGAGUCAACAUUUAUUAAAGAUUAUCAAUCUCCGUAAAUAGAUACUAAUACUAAAAUCUAUUUUUAAAUGACUUUCCUAAAACAUAGUCCUUGAUUCUAGAUAUGUGUUUUUUUCUGUGGAAGCUUGAUGUAUGUUCAUUUGUAUGGCCCCUGUUCCUUUUUGCCUUUACCUUUCUUAAGGCGAUGUGGCAUCCAGAUCUGGGCGAGUUCUGAGUCAGACUCACUGCUCGUUGCUAAUUCUGUGAAUCCACUCGUUUUAUGUAAUAAUCUUAAUGUUGUGUUGAUGUCACUUUAAUUUUGCUUUUAAUGUUUGUUGUUGCUGUCAGUGUUGUCAAUUUUAUUUCUCUAGCUUCUGCUCAGACAUUCAGGAAUGUUUCAAAGGAUAUAUCCCAUUAUAAAACUCAUAUCUAAAUGCGAUAGAUAGGAAGCGUUUGUAAUAGUGUAUCCAUGUUUUUCUAAGAGUUGUGCUCUCCUACCUUGUUUCCUUUUUUGCAUGUGCCAAACCUGGAAAAUGCCAGAACCCGACAAUAGCAGCGUUGCACUAGCUGUAGUCACAUGGAUGACUUCUUCUUUGUGGCAGCUUCUCCCUGUUUGGGCUGAGACCUGCCUAAAGCCACCUGCUGUACACUCUGUUGGCCACACAUCAUAUAGCAUGCUGCCAUGAGUGCACAUUGUGUCAGUACGCUUUACAAUGCCAGUCAGUUUGAUAAAGGACUCCUCAUACACGCUAGUAGAUUUGACUUCCUCUCUAGCCUUGGGCAGAAUUGUGUCCGGAAAACAUUUAAUUUAACAUCUGCCGUGAAUUUCACAAGUGUGAGAGAAAAUAUACCUUGUACAUACAGACACAUCCUUGUCUAACUUGAACCUCUAUGUGCUCACUUAAUAGACCCAUCCCUUUAAUAGAAUCUCUGAUUACUUGCUUCCCAAACUUCAUUGUGUAAUGUAUUAAAAAGUCACAGUCAGUGUGGGCAUGAAACAAAGACUACUUACUCUCCCCGUGUGUGCCUUUCCCGACUUCAACAGAUAUACCGCACAUCAUCUUCAUCAUCCUGAACUCUCUACUGUUUACUCCAUACCUUUACUCCACUUGCUGUAUUUUUAAGAAGCCUUGUUAAUUUGCUCGGUCUUUACCUUGUGUUAUGCCAUGUAAGUGUUUCAGCACAUCUCCCAGAUGAAUCAAUGUGAAUAAGUCAAAAAGAGGGGAAAAAACAUUGCACGCUUGGUUUACAUAAAUGUUCCAUGAUCUGGUCUGUAAAUCUGAAUUUGAAGCACAUUUGUUUUGACUGACGCCAACAACUUUACAGCCAUAAAAAAAACUACAACUUGACUUCUCCUCCUGUGUCUGCCUGCUUUACCUUUACCUCCCUGUGCCUAUUAAUGACUGAAUUAUGUAGUGACUUCAUUCAUAUGUAUCGACAAUAUCAAAGGUUGAUCAUGGGGAGCGAUGGAACAAUGAACAGGUGAUUGACGGGGAUUAGAUCAAUUAGCGAAAGAUAAGAUGGUGAUGGCUUGUUUGAAGGAUGACCCCUGUGCCUCGUCCUAUAUGAACCGACCCCCCCAUGUAUUUUCUUGUACGCCCUCUUUCUCUCUACUUGUUGCUCCUUCCACAGUGCCUGGGCCAAGUCAACCCGUCACAUUAUCGACAGUGCUCCUCCUUUCACCCUUUAAAUCCCUUCAGGUCAGGAAAGUAGUCGCUUUUUCUCGUUCUAUUCACUCUAAAUCACCAUUUCUGCGCUCUACUGGGAAAGGAGAUAGCCAAAUGUAUUUCACUUUGUUUACAAUGUAUUAGAUGUCCUCACCUUUUUGUUUUUAUUUUAAUUAAUAAGGAUUAACUUUCUAAUGUAAAGGUUUUAAGAGAGAGGGAUUUUUUUAUCUUGAAUUGGCAUUUCUUACUAUUCUCCUUUUCGGUACAUGUUUCCUUCAAAUGUCUUUAUUUGUUGUUGUAGUUUGUCAUUGCUCCAUUGUCUCCUGUUUGCUGUGUAAUCAGAGAGUUGAGGUGAGCUUUCAUCGUUUUGGAUUUACAGAGGAUCAGUGAUGUGCAGGAAUGCCUUUUCCCUUAGCCCAUACAGUAACAUGGCCUCUAAUUCUCCCGUCGUGCUUCAUUAGGUAUCUCAGCACCCCUGUCUUUGUACAUAAUUGACUUACAGUAGAUACAUAGACUGUAAAAGAAAGAAUAUAUUGUAUUUUGCAAAUGGUGUAUGUUUGUUUCCUUCCCUGUCAGCCUGAAACCUUUAAAACUGAGUCUGAGCUUCUUACCUUGUAACUAAAUGUGUCAUUUGUACCUAAUGUAUGAUAAUGCAAAUAAAAAUAAAAGGAAAAUUAAUGUA